GGGUUUUUUUUUUUUUUUGUAUUUUUAGUACAUGUUAGCCAGGAUGGUCUCAAACACCUGACCUCAAGUGAUCCGCCCACCUCAGCCUCCCAAAGUGCUGGGAUUACAGGUGUGAGCCACCUCACCCACCCAUGAGGUCCUAUUUUUUAAAAGAAGUAAAAGUGUAAGGCAGUGUACCCAUCAUAUAGGAAGUAUUCAAUACAUGUUGGCUUUUAUUAUUAGAUAGCUUUAUUAUUAUUGAUUAUAUAACCCACAUACCCCUAGUCAGAGGCUUUGCUGUCAGCCCAGGGAGGUUGGUGAGAUGGGUCCCCAAACUCAGACGUCUCAAAAGCAGAAAUCCCCAGCCUCACCUAGGCCUCAGGCCAGACAUCCGACCUGGUGAAUGAACAGCAGUUGGGGAAUGGUCAGAGGAGCUCACUGCUGGUUCCAGCAAGCUUUGCAGGUAGGAGACACCUAUGAAAAGAAGGCCAGAAGGUAUGCUAGUGCUGCGAUUGAAAGCUUAGGCUCUGGAGUGAGGUCUAGGUUUGAAUCUUAACCUGCCAGCUGUGUGCCUUUAGACAAAUGACUGUGCCUCUGAGCCUCAUUUGGCUAAUGUGUAAACACAGGCAAAAACAGAACCUACCUCACAGGGUCAUUAUGAGGAGUAAGUGAGGUAAUCCAUGCAAAAUGCUUAGCACAACAUCUGGAACAUCACUUUAGCACUUGAAAAUGCUACCUGCUUUUACCAUCAGGCAUCCCAGAUUACUCCCUGGGACUGCUCUGCUUCCCCACGCCAUUGGUGAAGGAGGCGGUGCAGGACGCUGGAUGCGGAAACAGCUGCCAUCUUGUGUGAGGAGUGCGCGUGUGUGUCACAGUUUUCCACUUCCUCCUGGACCCAUUUCCUUUGUGAGCUCAACAGGGAGGAAUCCGCAGACAAAGGAACAAUUCUGGGAGAGCCCAGUCCCACAGCCAAAAGCUGUUUCCUCAGAAGCGAGUGGCCUUCCCCUACCCUCUCCUGUGUGGUCUGGAAAUGCCUUGGGGAGAAGAAGCUGUGGCUUCCCUGGAGGCCCAGAGCUGAGAAACAAAAUGCCCCAAGUGACGGCCCUCCUGGUGGAGGACGGGAACCUGGGCAGAGCUGAUGCGAGUAAGGCCAUUGAGGAUGUGGGGCUUCCCUGAGCCUGUCACCCUAGCCUGACUCCUGGGAAGAGUGGCACCCAGAAACUCCCCAUGACCACCCUGUCUUCCUGAAAUAACAGUGCGUCAAAGAAUGGUGCUCUACCAUCUCUAACAAUAAUCCCUACGAUUUACCAGCCUUUUCCCAGCCAUUCUUCAUUUCCCCCUCACACAAACCUGUGCAUGGGCUUUCUAAGCCCCUUCUUACAGAAGAGGAAAAUGAUUCUGAGGGGGUUAAAUAACUCACCCAAAAUUACAUACUGGCAAAUGGGAGGAGUUAGAGCCCAAACCAAGUCCUCCAAGUCCCAAAUUCUUCCCACUAUUUUUUGCCUUCUCCCUUUUUAUGAAUGCUUUUGUGUUUCUAUCCUGUGGAGUCAAGUUUGUACUAUUCUCUUAAGCAUAAAAGGAUAUUCAGUUUCCUGCAAUCGCUGUAAUUAACACACACAAAAGUCUUCCAAGGUGACCUCACUACCCGUGCCGUCCCUCACAUAGGGGCUAUAUUUAACUCUUGGAAAGUACUAAGACGGAGGCAUUGGCUUUGCAGCUGGGUUUUUUUUUUCUGCCCCUUUGUCAUUCUUUUCCAGCCCGCAUGUACAGUGGGCUUCCCUAUCCAAGCUGGGACAACAGGAAGUGUUUGUCUUAGUGAUAAACAAUGCGAGUCCAACCAGUGCCGUCUCUUCUACAUUCUGCCCACUGUUUGGCCUUCACUUGGACUCAGAGAAGUGCUUGUAAAUUCAGAGGAAGGAAGGGAGAUGUCCUGAUAGCCCCAGCUGGGUAGAUUUGCAACAACUUGGAAGAGUCUGUGGGCAGGGGAAGGAAAGAUUUCUCAACCCGGGAAGUGAAGGGCAGUUCUGCCAGCCUCACCUGAGGAGCUGGUGACCUCUGCAGAGUAAACCCAGAGCUGGACACAGACAGAAGAAGCAUCCUGAAGGGAAACUGGGUGAGGCAUAACAACUAGAUCCUGCAGUAUUCUCAUUCUAGCAUCCUCAGUUUCCACAUGUGUAAGUGGGGUAAUCCACCUUAUUGUAAGACUUAAUUUAUGGGCCGGGAGCGGUGGCUCAUGCCUGUAAUCUCAGCACUUUGGGAGGCCGAGGCGGGCAGAUGAUGAGGUCAGGAGAUCAAGACCAUCCUGGCUAACGUGGUGAAACCCCUUCUCUACUAAAAAUACAAAAAAUUAGCCAGGCGUGGUGGCGCGCGCCUGUAGUCUCAGCUGCUCAGGAGGCUGAGGCAGGAGAAUUGCUUGAACCCGGGAGGCGGAGGUUGCAGUGAGCUGAAAUCGUGCCACUGCACUCCAGCCUGGCAACAGAGCGUGACUCUGUCUCAAGAAAAAAAAAAAAGAAAAGAAAAGGCUGCUCUUCCUUUCCUUCACCCUACCCAAGCACUGAGCUCACAUCUGAUCAGCAUGCUGCUUUUCUUUCCAGGGUGACUUGCCUCCCCACUGGUACAGUGGGUCAUACCCCACUGAUAUGCUCGUUUGUUAAAACACAGUAUGCAGAAAGUUAACUCUAAAAUCAUCAUCAGAAAUGUUCAAAGUAAUGCACUGGUUCUUUCUCCAGAAUAGGAGCCUUUAUGAGAUGGAAAUUGGGUCAUUUUCCUUUGCAUAAGAAAGGAAAUUUGAGUAAAUCAAAAGAAAAAUUGUAGGCCAUUCAUAAAACCACAGUCUCACAGUGGUCUUUUUCCAUUUUUAAAUGGUGCUAGUUGCAUUUAUUCUGACUUUGAAAACAAAGAAGGAUAAGUUAUCUUUGUGAUCUCUGUAAAGAGGCUGGUCAAAUAGUGAGGUGGGGAAAAGAGAAGUUGUGUAUUUUCCUACGGCUUUGCAUUUAAUGAAUUUGUAAUUUGCAAGCAGUUUCCAAGCAUUUUUGUACGUUCCAUUUUUGUACAUUUUGUACGUCUGAAAGGUACACAGGAAUGAGAUCAUGAGUCCAAGUGCCCAGCACUGGGCCUAGUUUGAUAGGAGCCAGUACAGGGUUUAUUAUUCUUGUGACUUGCUGAAAUUUAAUUACUCACUUGUCUUUUGUUAUGAACUCAUUAUCUUUGUGAUCUCUAAAUAAAUCUGACCUUCUGAGCGCUAGUGUCCUUUCUGGCUGCAAUAAAUACCUCUUGCUUUUCACUCAGGCUGCAUCAGGGGUGUGAACCGGGUAGCAAGUGGUAGUACUUUUUAUUGGUAGCUUAAUUUCUGCUAUCUAACAUCUUAUUUUGAUUUCAGUCAUAUGGGGAGGAGUGAGGAGAAGAUAGAAAAGUGAUCUUACUCUUAGUUGGGCACUCACCAGGAACAAUAAGCACUUAACAGCCUAAUCUUAGAUAUAUUUUAAAUAGGUUUCUAAAUUUAUUUGAAAAACUUUUUUGCAACCCAGAGAAUAAUUAUCCCUCAUCUUGGGUUUCUGAACCUCUGUCUCACUUAAAAGAUUGAAAACUUAUAAACAAUGAUUAGUCCAUUUCUUCCUGUUGUAUCUUUUUCUCAUCAUUGGAAUUCACUGUACCUCCCUAAGACUCAACUAAACCAAGCAAGAUAGACAGAAUUUAUUUGUGAUUCUAAAUAAACUGGAGACAUAUAGACAGUUCUGUCCUGAUGCCCGAGUCUGCCAAGAGCAAAGACAGGAGAUGGGGGCAGCUUAGGAAUUGAAAACAAAAUUUUUCCUGACUGGGGAUAGCAAGCACCCAGGAUUCCUGGGUUGUGUUACUGCCCCUCUGUCUAGAAGAUAUUGUCUCCUCACCUUGCAUGGAGGGGGUCCUUGGAAUGUGUGCACUCUGAGGGAAGGGGCUUCGCCAGCUCCUUUUGCCACAGCCAUCCCAAGCUCAGUGUCAGAGCCAGAGCCAUGAAUAGUUCACAGGAUGAGGCUUGCAGAGCCCCACCAUGCCCUCUUGUCCCUAUACCAUCCUCCUUUGUGCCUACCACUGCACCUGAAACUCCAUGGGGCGAUCACAGAUGAGUGAAGAGAGCAGCCAUCGAGUGCCUGAGCACCAUACACAUCAGUUCAUUUCAUCUUCACCAUGACCUUGUGAAGCAGCUACUGUGAUCACCCCCACUGUUUGCAGAUGAAGCAUCAGAAGCUUAGGAAAGUUUAGAAAUUUCUCCCAGAGGCCCACAGCUAGAAAAUGACAGAGCUGGGAGGGGAGCCCAAAUUGUCCAAGCCUGUGCUUUUAGCUGCUCUUCCAUGACUUAUCUUAAGCAUCAAGCUUUGUGUUAGUAUUGUGUGAACUUAACACAAAAUACUUUUUCCCCCAACUGGUUGUGUGACCAUAACUAAGUUAAAUAACCUCUUGGACACUCGCUUGCUACAUGUUUAAUAUAAGAGGAUUAGACUAGGUGAUCAAAAUAUUGUAUUCAUUGAGUAAAUGUUCAUUGGGCAUCUACUGUGUACUGAUUGAGACACAGACCCUGUCCUCCUGGAGCUUGUUACAACUAUAGCAAAUCUGUUCCUAAUGCUAUCUGAUCAAUACUGUGGAGUCUCCAUAGUUGUGGAAAGUAUUAGAAAAUAACAACAAUGACAAAACAAUAUGCGAUAUGGCUAUCAUUUAGUGAAUGUUUGUUCGAAGCAUGGUGCCAUGCAAAGUACUUCACAAGCAUAACCUUACCUAAUUUUCCAACCCUAUGUGGUUGGGAUCCUGUUAUUCUCAUUUUGCCUAUGAUAAAACCAGGGCUCGAAAUUUCUAAUGUGCCCAUCAUUGCACAGCUCAGAAGUGGCAGUGCAAGAAUCCCAAUAUACAUGGGUCCGACACCAGAGCCCUAGCCACUGCACUAUUCUAAGCAAGACUUCAUGCUCCAGCUAUUUGUAAUUUUCAGGGGCUCCUAGUCCCACCUUGACUCUCAGUUAUUUCAGAAGAGGAUAACUAAUGAUAUUUUUUUAAGGAAUAGGAGAGGUUUUCCCACAUUCCUUAUGUCCUCUGUAGCAUAUUUUUUCUGGUGGAGUAUUUUGCAGAGGUUGAACCUUGGACUGCCCGCAUCAGAAUCACUUGGAGUAUUUGUAAAAAUCCAAGUUCCUGGAUCCAGGACAGGCCUACCAAAUUAGGCUUUCUGGAUAGGAGGUCUGGGAAUGUGCAUUUUCAACAAUCCCACUGGAGGAAUCUUUUCUUGCUAAAAAUUGAGGUUACUGUCCUGUUGGUAUAUAUGAGCCCUAACAGAAUCACUUGUCAUAUGCCUUAUACCCAUAUGACUUCUCCAGUUUAAAUUCUCUAAUGUUUUAAAUCUCUGUGGUUUGAAUUCUCUAAAAUUAAAGAUGAAGCUGUCAUCAAACUUCUGUAUUCACUGUGAUUGAAAGCUAGCUUCUUAGGAUGAGCUCUGUAUUGUUCUGGAAGAGCCCAGCACUGGCUGAAAGGUUUCUUACAUCCAUGAUGUAUAUCGGGCUUUCUCUGGGAUGAGAUCCCUGCUGUUAAUUCAGGUAUUUGCUUUCAGUGGUCGAUUUUUUUUCUAUGAGAUCUUUACAGUUGAAGUUCUGAAGUUCAAACAAGCCCAGUGGGGAGAGGGCCUUCACGCAGGAAUUUCAGCCUCAUGGUGAGGGUUUCCACCCACAGGUAAAGGUAUCCCCAGAUCAGGAGCCCCAUGAAGUCAUGGCCCAGAGCCCUCCACUGGAGGGCUGUGAGAGGAAGCCCAGUAUUCACAUCUGCCCACCUCCCCCCAGCCCCAGCCUGGCCUCCUGGCCUCUGCUGCACUGAGCUGGGCUGAAGUCUUCUGAUGGAGCAUUCAGGUGUGGGGUCAGACAGGCCAGGGAUGCUUACUGGCUGAGUAACUUCACUUCUCUGAGCCUCCAUUUCCUCCUUUGUAGGGCACUGGAGGAUUAAAUGAGAUAAUGUGCAUUAACUGCCCAGCACAGGGUAACUGCUCAGCUCCAGCGAAAGACUUGCAGGUUCAGUGCAAGCUGUGCUUUGCCCCAUGGUUCCCCUCCCUCUUCCCCCUGCUGCCUGCCAGAUCCAUUCAGGUCGCAGAAACCCCACCAGGACUGGCAGCCCCUCAUUCUCCAUCUGCUUCUCUCAGAUGCACUCAGUCCCUUUCUUCUCCUUUGGUCUGUUUGAACUUUGGUGAUCAAAUCUCAGUUAAAGGAAGAGCACUCAGAUGUCAAGGUCUCAUGUUAAGAAUCCCAUCAAAGACCAGGAAGGAAACAAAAAAGGUAUUACAAAGCUUGGGUGCGAGAGCUCAGGUUUUUAAAUGCAGAGCACUCAUGCAGAACCAAACUGUUCUUACUUUAGAAACAACUAUAACAAACCUUAAAUUAGAAGCAGUAGAGCAUUUAGAAGCCAGAAAGCUGCCACACCCAUAGGCAUUUACUGAUAGCAACAAGAAAUUGCUGGAACCUCACAGCAAAAAGAAAGAAAGAGAGACAGAAGGAAAGAAAGAAACAAAAGAAGGGAGAGAGGGAAAAAUAAAAGGAAAAAAGGAAAAGAGGGAGGGAGAAUGGAGAGAAAGAGAGAGGAAGGGAGGGAAGUGGGGAAGGAGGGAAGGAAGGAAGAACGGGAGGGAGGAACAGAUUUAAAAAUCCCAAAAAGUUUUGCAAUCAUUAGUCGUUCAUUGGGGGGCAGCAGUUUUUAAAGUGUAGCUAGGGAUGAGGGAGUUGCCUGGGCAGUCCCCAAGAUGUUUUCAGGGGGUUUGUAAGGUCCAGGCAACUUCUAUAUAGUAGUAAGACAUUAUAUACCUUUUCACUCCCAUUCUCUACAAGCUUACAGUGGAGUUUUCCAGGCACAACCUGUGGUAAAGGGGUAAGUUUGAAGGCUAGUGGGAUAAGUAUCUGUGUGUUCUUGUGUUUUAAAGAUUUUUCAGUUUUAAUGUUAAUACAAUAAAUAUUGAUAGAUACAACCUACAUAAAACAAAAGCAAUUUGGAGUCCUCAACAAUUUUUUUUAAGAAAGGGUUUUGCUCUGUUACCCAGGCUGAAGUGCAGUGGCACAGUCACGACUCACUGCAACCUCCUCCUUCCAGGAUCAAGCAAUCCUCCCAACCCCAGUCUCCUGAGUAGCUGGGACUACAGGCACAUGCCACCACUCCCAGCUAAUUUUUUGUAUACUUUUGUAGAUGGGAUUUCGCCAUGUUGUGCAGUCUGAUCUCAAAUUCCUGAGCUCAAGUUAUUUGCCCACCUUGGCCUCCCAAAAUGUUGAGAUUACAGGCGUGAGCCAACACGCCUGGCCCAAUAAUUUUUAAAAGUAUAAAAAGACCCUGAUACCAAAAAGUUUCAGAAUAACCGGUAUAGGGUUAAACAGCCCAGUGCACCCCUGAGCCAUAACAUCCUGUGGGAGAGCAGAGAGGUAUCAUGUGCUUUUGAAUGUGAGUCGUGGCUGCAGGGCCACAGGAGGGCUCCCAGGCCACCUGUGGCUGCCUUCUUGCAUCUGCCAUGGCCUCCCUCGUGAGUAAUUACCUGUGAGGGAAUACGCAUGUUUGUGUGUAUGAGACAGAGAGAGAAUGCUCUUUGGGACAGUUGGAACAAUCUCUUAUUCAUUUUUUCUAAGCCCCGCCCAGGGGCCAGGCUGACACAUAAGUAGUUCUCAGUAAAUGUUUUGGAAUUGAAUUAGCCAACAUUUAGUGUAUGUAUUAGUCUGUUCUCAUGCUGCUAAUAAAGACUAAUAAAUAAAUACCCGAGACUGGCUAAUUUAUAAAGGAAAGAGGCUUAAUUGACUCACAAUUCAUCAUGGCUGGGGAGGCCUCAGGAAACUGACGAUCAUGGCAGAAGGGGAAGCAGACACAUCGUUCACAUGGUGGCAACAAGGAGAGAUGCCAAGAAGAAAGGGGAAAAGCCCCUUAUGAAACCAUCAGGUCUCACUAUCACAAGAACAGCAGCACCUCCAUGAUUCAGUUACCUCCCACUGGGUCUCUCCCAUGAUAUGUGGGGAUUCUGGGAGCAACAAUUCAAGGUGAGAUUUGGGUGGGGACACAGUCAAGCCGUAUCAGUGUGUCUGUUGAGGGUGCUAGAGAGGUUUGUUAUUCCAUUUGAAAAGAUUUCCUUGAAAACAGCUAAAGUUUGGCUAAAAUGAUUUUAAAUAGUUACCUGCUUUAAAGAGGGAAACAUAUUCAUCCAGAACCUGUGUUUAUGUGAUACGGCAGGGCCCAGGCCCUGGAGGCAGCAGGACCUCCAGGCACCUUUCGCCUGGGCUCUGGAGGCAAGCAGUGACCCCCCAGAGCUGUGCCACUCUGAUCCCUAGGGAUCACACAGACUUGGAAUCAGUCUGGCUCUGCCUCUGAAGCUGUGCCACUAUCCCAUAGCUGCCACAGCCUCAGCGUCAUCUUCUGAAAAAAAAAAAUGCAUCCCAAUAGGACUGCUCAUAGAUGUGCCCUGGGUAUUGGAUGGAAACACGCACAGAAAGCCCCUCCCUUAGCGCCCAGCAGCUGAGAGUGCACAUGAGAUAGGAGCUGUCCACAUCAGCCUUCAGCUCAUUGUCAACGACUUUGGGGUGAUGAUGGAUUUUGCCACAGAGAGACUGCGGCAUCAUGUUUUCCUAACAAGGGUCACUAUCUAUACAUAAGAUUUAUAUUUAAAAGAAGGUCCUAGUGUGGUCAUCUGUUCAUUCCUGUCUUGUCAGACACGUGAAGAGCACCCACACUGAGCAGGCCCCAGACCAGAUGAUAAGGAAGCAGAGAGUCACAGUCCAGUCCACGCCUGCUAGAGCCUCACAGCCUGCCAAGGGAGGCAGGCACUCAGGGAUCAGCACAGAUCAGUGUAGUAAAUUCUUCAGUGACAGCAAGAAUAGCUGAUUUGUGGUGAGCAUUCACUCGGUGCUGGGCAAGGCCCUUUGCAUGCCUGGUGUCAUUAAUUCUCACAGCCACCCUAUGAGGCAGGUGCUGUUAUUAUCCACCCCCUUUACAGGAGGAAACUGAGGAACCCAUAGGUUAAGUGAUUGGCUAAUGAAUGAUAGAGCCUGAAUUUGAACCCAGGCGAUCUGGCUCCAGGGCCUGUUCUCUUCUGCAAGGUGCUGUAUCUCCUCCUACACCUCCAGGCCCUGCAGCUCCAGUGCUGGAGCAGCUGCUCCCAGAGCUCACCGGGCUGCUCAGCCUCCUGGACCACGAGUACCUCAGCGAUACCACCCUGGAAAAGAAGAUGGCCGUGGCCUCCAUCCUGCAGAGCCUGCAGCCCCUUCCAGCAAAGGAGGUCUCCUACCUGUAUGUGAACACAGCAGACCUCCACUCGGGGCCCAGCUUCGUGGAGUCCCUCUUUGAAGAAUUUGACUGUGACCUGAGUGACCUUCGGGACAUGCCAGAGGAUGAUGGGGAGCCCAGCAAAGGAGCCAGCCCUGAGCCAGCCAAGAGCCCAUGCCUGAGAAACGCGGCCGACCUGCCUCCACCGCUCCCCAACAAGCCUCCCCCUGAGGACUACUAUGAAGAGGCCCUUCCUCUGGGACCCGGCAAGUCACCUGAGUACAUCAGCUCCCACAAUGGCUGCAGCCCCUCGCACUCGAUUGUGGAUGGCUACUAUGAGGACGCAGACAGCAGCUACCCUGCAACCAGGGUGAACGGCGAGCUUAAGAGCUCCUAUAAUGACUCUGACGCAAUGAGCAGCUCCUAUGAGUCCUACGAUGAGGAGGAGGAGGAAGGGAAGAGCCCGCAGCCCCGACACCAGUGGCCCUCAGAGGAGGCCUCCAUGCACCUGGUGAGGGAAUGCAGGAUAUGUGCCUUCCUGCUGCGGAAAAAGCGGUUCGGGCAGUGGGCCAAGCAACUGACGGUCAUCAGGGAGGACCAGCUCCUGUGUUACAAAAGCUCCAAGGACCGGCAGCCGCAUCUGAGGUUGGCGCUGGAUACCUGCAGCGUCAUCUACGUGCCCAAGGACAGCCGGCACAAGAGGCACGAGCUGCGUUUCACCCAGGGGGCUACCGAGGUCUUGGUGCUGGCACUGCAGAGCCGAGAGCAGGCGGAGGAGUGGCUGAAGGUCAUCCGAGAAGUGAGCAAGCCAGGUGGGGGAGCCGAGGGAGUGGAGGUCCCCAGAUCCCCAGUCCUCCUGUGCAAGUUGGACCUGGACAAGAGGCUGUCCCAAGAGAAGCAGACCUCAGAUUCUGACAGUGUGGGCGUGGGUGACAGCUGUUCUACCCUUGGCCGCCGGGAGACCUGUGAUCACGGCAAAGGGAAGAAGAGCAGCCUGGCAGAACUGAAGGGCUCAAUGAGCAGGGCCGCGGGCCGCAAGAUCACCCGUAUCAUCGGCUUCUCUAAGAAGAAGACACUGGCCGAUGACCUGCAGAUGUCCUCCACCGAGGAGGAGGUUCCCUGCUGUGGCUACCUGAACGUGCUGGUGAACCAGGGCUGGAAGGAACGCUGGUGCCGCCUGAAGUGCAACACUCUGUAUUUCCACAAGGAUCACACGGACCUGCGAACCCACGUGAACGCCAUCGCCCUGCAAGGCUGUGAGGUGGCCCCGGGCUUUGGGCCCCGACACCCAUUUGCCUUCAGGAUCCUGCGCAACCGGCAGGAGGUGGCCAUCUUGGAGGCAAGCUGUUCAGAGGACAUGGGUCGCUGGCUCGGGCUGCUGCUGGUGGAGAUGGGCUCCAGAGUCACUCCGGAGGCACUGCACUAUGACUACGUGGAUGUGGAGACCUUAACCAGCAUCGUCAGUGCUGGGCGCAACUCAUUCCUAUAUGCAAGAUCCUGCCAGAAUCAGUGGCCUGAGCCCCAAGUCUAUGAUGAUGUUCCUUAUGAAAAGAUGCAGGAUGAGGAGCCCGAGCGCCCUACAGGGGCCCAGGUGAAGCGUCACGCCUCCUCCUGCAGUGAGAAGUCCCAUCGCGUGGACCCGCAGGUCAAAGUCAAACGCCAUGCCUCCAGUGCCAAUCAAUACAAGUAUGGCAAGAACCGAGCCGAGGAGGACGCCCGGAGGUACUUGGUAGAAAAAGAGAAGCUGGAGAAAGAGAAAGAGACGAUUCGGACAGUGUUGACAGCACUGAGACAGGAGAAGAGGGAACUGAAGGAAGCCAUUCGGAGCAACCCAGGAGCAAAAUUAAAGGCUCUGGAAGAAGCCGUGGCCACCCUGGAAGCUCAGUGUCGGGCAAAGGAGGAGCGCCGGAUUGACCUGGAGCUGAAGCUGGUGGCUGUGAAGGAGCGCUUGCAGCAGUCUCUGGCGGGAGGGCCAGCCCUGGGGCUCUCCAUGAGCAGCAAGCCCAAGAGUGGGGAAACUGCAAGUAAACCCCAGAACAGCGUUGCAGAGCAACCUCUCCCUGUCAACUGUGUUUCUGAGCUGAGGAAGAGGAGCCCAUCCAUCGUAGCCUCCAACCAAGGAAGGGUGCUACAGAAAGCCAAGGAAUGGGAAAUGAAGAAGACCUAGGAAGAGGAUGAGGAUUUCAUUCCAAAGGAAAUACCAGCUUGUCCACCUGAGGAAGAAAUGCUUUUUUCACAAGGAGACACCAAGAGAAGACUAGGAAGUAGCCCUCAUUCUCCAGGGCACCCAAAAUACCAGCCUUUAUUGUCUGCAUGAUUUUAGGGGAUAUGGGGAGGGAAGAAGUAGAAGGGAGGAGGGAAAUGGAGAGCAUCCUUAUGACUUUACAAAGGGUGGAAAUGAGGAUGGAGGGAUACAGAAGUCUGCACAGCUGUAAAGGUUUUAUAGAUGUCUUUGCCUUCCCUUCUGAGGAAGAGAAGAAGAAAUGAAAGCACAUGUGAAUAACCGCUUCCAUCCCAUUCACAGCAUCGCACUCCCAGUCCUUAAGGCAAAGGGAGGCAGUGCUGAAGCAUUGGUGGUGCAGUGUAAAGAGACAAGACCUGAUCAUUUGAUCACACUUGUGCCAACUUGAUUCAUAUUGGUCAUUACUGACAACCCCUGGGCAGGGCAAAUAGGUUGAACAAUCAAUAACAUUAUCCCUGCCCGCAUACAUGUGAACAAAAGCUAUAGAGGACAUGCAAAUUCUACAGUCAUUCCUCAUAUGCUUUAGACAGAGUGCAGCUACUGGAAUCUUCCAGAUUUCAGUGUUUUAAAAUCAGAGCUCUGAAUACACAAAAGGAAAGAGAAAUGGAGCAGCUGACAUAUUUUAAGCUCACAGUGAUACUCAGUGACAGGAGCACAGAGCUCUAAUGUCCACAGGAUGUUGUAGGGUAGGGUCUUUCAGUAAAUCAAGUCCCUUACCUAUGUUCUAUGACACUGAGGCUCUUGGAGCUAUGGGUUAGAAAUCCAGGAGGCAAUAUGUCUUUAUUCUAAUGAAGUCCUCAUCUUGCACUCAGAGGCCCACUAGUUUGCCCUUCUAUAUAUUAAGUAAAACCAAGAGAAAUUAAGAGGAUGAUGGCUUCUUUCUGUCACAUGGGUGCUAAACCUUUUACAAACACUUGAUACUUCUAUAGAGGGACCAAGGACCUCAAGUCCUGGGCAGUCUCCUUACUGUGCUACUCACUACUGUCUCAACACUGUAGUGAGUCUGUCUUUAACACAUUUCCUUCCAAUAAAGAUAAAACCACUUAACUCUUAA
This is a messenger RNA of Pongo pygmaeus (Bornean orangutan), 12503 nucleotides long. RefSeq names its product actin filament associated protein 1 like 1 (gene AFAP1L1). Gene Ontology annotation, molecular function: SH3 domain binding. The coding region runs from base 8981 to 11374 and encodes 797 amino acids. Gene Ontology annotation, cellular component: cytosol. The record is from RefSeq and is a predicted model, not a curated record. The transcript has 19 exons. NCBI's taxonomy places the organism in Eukaryota, Metazoa, Chordata, Mammalia, Primates, Hominidae.